This is a messenger RNA of Dinoponera quadriceps, 2176 nucleotides long. Its product is annotated as chymotrypsin-2-like. The coding region runs from base 1 to 774 and encodes 257 amino acids. NCBI's taxonomy places the organism in Eukaryota, Metazoa, Arthropoda, Insecta, Hymenoptera, Formicidae. The transcript has 7 exons. Gene Ontology annotation, biological process: proteolysis. Gene Ontology annotation, molecular function: serine-type endopeptidase activity. The record is from RefSeq and is a predicted model, not a curated record.
AUGGCGUUGACAGCCUUGUCUCUUCUCAGCCUCCUCGCGCUUUCUCAAGCCAAGGUCAUCCAGCCAUUCCUCGAUCCCAGGAUCGUAAAUGGAGAGGAUGCCAAACCGGGCGAGAUCCCGUAUCAGGUUUCUCUGCAAAACAAGGGUUCCAACUUCCACUUCUGUGGCGGAUCGGUUCUCAAUGAUAACUAUGUCAUCACAGCGGCUCACUGCGUUGAUGGCAAACAGCCUGGGUCUCUACAGGUCAUCGCUGGCACCAUCAAUUUGAACAACCCGAAAUCGAAGCACGAAGUUGAACAGAUCAUCGUCCACAAGGAGUACAAUCCCAGUAACUCUUGGAGGAACGACAUCGCUCUGCUGAAGGUGAAAACUCCAUUUGUCACGUCUGCGGACAUCUCCCACAUUCCUCUGCCACCGAAGGGCCACGUUGUGAACGCCGAAGACGUAGCUGUUGUUUCCGGAUGGGGCAGACUCUGGGAAAGCGGGCCGACUACCGAGAAACUGCAACGAGUCAACAUCCAAAUCGCCGACCAGGACUCUUGCAAACGGAAAUACAAUGCCAUGGGAUACAACGUCCACGCCACGCAGGUUUGCGCGUACGACCCGACUACCUCAAAGGGAUCCUGCAACGGUGACUCUGGCGGCCCAUUGACCGUUGGCGGCAAACUCGUCGGCCUGGUAUCCUGGGCGUACGGAUGCGCCAGCACCAACUACCCCACUGUCUACACGCGAGUUGUAUCUUUCCUCGACUGGAUCAACGCUAACGCCGUCUAAAUCAGCCUUAUUUAUCUCCGGCUUCGAAGGUUUCUGAACGAGACGUUAUGAUAAGAUGUGACAUUGUCGUACGCAAAAUUCACCGUGUGACAUAACGAUUUUGUACAUUUUUCGUCGUAUAAUAAUAAUAAAAUAAUAAUAAUAAAUACUAUUUAACGGUAAUCGAUCUGCACAUCGCACAUUCCACACCCGAACUUCCCGAGUCUCUCUGCACUCAAAGAUGCAGUCAUCACCGUCGUAGGAGAAGAUUAAUUCAGUUGAUCGUAAUUUGCUCCGAGUGAGUCAACGGUAUUCGGGAGAAGCUAUAGAUCGGAUCUGCGCGCAAAUUCCGUCUUGCGAGUUAACCGGAAUUUAAUCGUCGAAUUGUUAAAAUUCCGCUAAUGAAAAGCAACGCUCCGCUCGACCGUAAAAAGUCGAAUAAUGAAGAGCGGCUUCAGAUCAUCUCACUUAAUGAUCUCAAGUCCGUACGGAGGUAAAGUGAAGUUCCUCCGUAGAAAUCGUUCGUUCCUCUUAUUCACUUCCGUUUUACAAACUACAGGUUACUCUCGGCUUGAAUAAUCAAUGAGUCUCUGGACGAUUGCGCUCCAAUAGAAAGAGCCGCAAGCUAACACUCCGGCCGUACCGCUUCCAGCCGAUGAUGCCUUGAGAUUCGUGGAUCCCCGACUUCUUAUCUUAGGCGACGGAUCGAUAACGUGAGAAUCUUAUUUCACGAUGAGAGAGCAUCAGACUGUCUAUUCUUGUUACAGAAUUUCAGAGAGCGCGCGUGAUCGAGACCGAAUUAUUUCUAACGAGCACUUUCCUCUCCCCUCGUUGCCACGGUAACACAUUUUUUUUAAGUAACGCCAAGCCCAUUUUAAUAACGCAUCUCGUACACGCGUUACAAGAAUAUAAAUUACAUUAAAUGCACAAUUAUAAUAGCAAUUACAUUCUAGCGAAACUGAAUUCGCGUCCGCGCGCAAAGAGGGAGAGAAAGAGAGAGAGAGAGAAUAAGAGCCGCUGAUGAAUUUAAUUUAGUUAAAAAGAGGCGGCACAGCGGGGAAUCAUAGUGUAUCAAGUGAUGUCCGUCACUAUCACGAAACAGAUCCAGAGGGCUUUUGGUAUAGUACGAUCAGAUAGUACAAGAGAUUGGAUAGGACUCGGCCCUGCCGCGAAAUCAAUACACCGUGACCGCGCUGCGCUCACGUGUUGCUCUCAUUUCCGGUGACACUUGGCAGAGCGGAAACGAUCGAUACGGACAUUUUAGCCGUAAUUGACAGUCAUGAUCGCGGACCGUCCAUCCGACGCAACGUGAUCCUGGAUAAAACACCGUUCGUUAACGUGCGCGUUUCGUUAAUUAUGACGCCAUUGAAAUUUAUUCCCCCGAUAACGCCUCUAUCGAUUCGCAAAACUUUAAUACGACAUA